AUGGCAUCCUGGAAGGGGCAUUAUUUUAAAUUUCUGUUUCGUUGUACUAUAUUCAAAAAUUUCGUCUUGUUUAUUGUCAAAUAUUUCUGUGGGACUUCGAAAACUGCAUGUACAUCGCAUAUAGUAAUGGCAUCUAUAUAUUCCUGUGAAUUUGAAGUGUUUGGAAAAGUGCAGGGCGUCUACUUUCGACGGCACGCCGAGAAGAAGGCCAAAACUCUUGGUCUACGUGGUUGGUGUAUGAACACGCCAGUUGGCACAGUCAAGGGUUACAUUGAGGGUCCUCGUACCGAGGUUCAGCUCAUGAAAGAGUGGCUCAAGACAACUGGCAGUCCCUCAAGUAAUAUUCAAAGAGCGGAGUUUACCCAAGAUCGAGAGAAACGAGAUUACGGUUUCAAGAACUUUCACAUACGCCCCGAUACGCCGAGGGAAAAGUCUCAGCAUCAUUUGAGAUCUAGAAAAUAACGCCAAAUUGGGCACUUAAUCUAUAAAAUCCAACAGAACACAAAACAACAAAUUAUAGUUAGAUGCCAUUGUAAAAAACUUGUGCUAACAUCCUGAAAGUACAUAAAUGUUUAUACGGAGUCCUAAAAAAAAA
Messenger RNA from Drosophila innubila, 595 nucleotides. RefSeq names its product acylphosphatase-1-like. Bases 1 to 462 code for a protein of 153 amino acids. NCBI's taxonomy places the organism in Eukaryota, Metazoa, Arthropoda, Insecta, Diptera, Drosophilidae. Gene Ontology annotation, molecular function: acylphosphatase activity. The transcript is spliced from 2 exons. The record is from RefSeq and is a predicted model, not a curated record.